Molecule: messenger RNA, 1719 nt
Organism: Symphalangus syndactylus (siamang)
Lineage: Eukaryota; Metazoa; Chordata; Mammalia; Primates; Hylobatidae
Source: RefSeq, a predicted model, not a curated record
AUGAGGGAGGAGGCCCGAGGAUGGCUGGGUUUGAUUUAUGACUGGAGGAGAAGGUCCACUUCCCACUGCGAAGCGGGCAACCUGCUCGCCGCCCAGCUCCAGGGAGAGGAACCCGCGGAGGAGAGGAUCCCGGCCCCGGUGGGGAAUCCAGCUGCUGCCUUUCUCAAAAGACCCCCAAAUUAUUUCUGUUGGAGGAGUGUCUUCCAGGAAGAACUAAUGAUGCAGCUCCCCACGGCCCCAGCUCUCCAGCUGCCCCCACACAGCCUGUUUUGUGCUAGGGCUAUCGCGAUUUGCAAAUUCCUUCUCCAGCUCAAGUGCAUGGACCCAGAAAAUGCCCCUGCUUGAGGGCCAGUGUUGACCAAGACCCUCAGCAGUAAUGUGACCUCUGUGGGAGCAGCACCUCCCAGAGGGCAGAGUUUGUCUCUUUGCUUGUACCAUUGGUGGUAAAUUCUGCUGAGCUCUAUGGAUCCAUCUGGAUGAAAAGGUCUGUAUAAAUGCAAGAUCAUUAUCAUUAUCAGCUGCCCCAGUUGGAGCCUACUGAUUCGCAAGCCCACAGUCAAUGGGGCCUUUCCAAAAAUUCCAUUCUACAUGGCUUGAAAAAGGUGUAAUUACACGAAGCUGCAUAUCUUCUGGAGAGACAGACACGUUCAUGUCUGUCCCAGGAGUGAUGGAGAGGAAUCUCUCAGGCCCCUCAUUAGGCACAUGGAGAGAGGUGCCCUCCAGGCCUGGCCCAGGUCAGGGACAAGUCAGAAGCUGCAUCUGGAGCAGAUCUAGGAUCUUAUCCUGGUGCACACGAGGGGCCAGCAUCGCGCUUGCACAUUUAUAGCUCAGGUGCUCUCUGGUGUUACCAGGAAGCUGCUGGGAUGAGACGGAGGCCAGAGAGUGUCCCAGGACAAUGCUUCCUUCACUCUUGUUCAUUUUUAACUUUAAAAAAUGGCCUCCAUGAUCCCCAAAAUGGUCUUUUGGUGUGAGGGAAGUGGUUGCUCUAAGGAAAGUCUCUGCUCGACACACACAAAAAUUCUCCUCCAUGACCUUGGACCAUAUCUGUGAUAAAAAGACUGGCUGGGUGAGGAGUCCAGCCUGUUGACCUCCUAUCUGGCCUGAGUCCUCUGUUGCAGGGGUCCUCAAUCCCCAGGUUAGGGGUCAGUACCAGUUCCUCUUAGGAAGUGGGCCUCACGGCAGGAGGUGAGCAGCAGGCCAGCCAGCAAGCAUUGCUGCCGGAGCUCCGCCUCCUGUCAGAUCAGUGAUGGCAUUAGUUUCUCGUGGGAGCGUAAACCCCGUUGUGAACUGGCCAUGUGAGGUGUCUAGAUUGCAUGCUCCUUAUGAGAAUCUAACUAAUGCCUGAUGAUCUGAGGUGGAACAGUUUUAUCCCAAAACCACCCCCGCCCACUGUGAACUCAGAGAGCACCUCAGCCUAUGGUCAGGUACCAUCUACAGCACUUGUGCCUUAAACACCCAUCAGCAGAUGUGAAGAUUUCCCAAAGCAUGCCUCAAUUUAGGGUGGUGCAAACUAGUGUAGCUUCUUGCCUAUGAACGAAGACUAAGGGCUCCAUCCAACCAGCUCGCUUGUCUGGAUCCAGUCUCCAGGACUCUUCCAGUUUCCCUGUAGUAAAAGAACACACCUUGAUGGACGUUGUUCAUUUAUCAGUGCACAGGGCCACAUUGACAAAGUCUUAAUAUUAAUGGCUUAUGAGUCUAAUAACAAAAAAAUUAAAACUC